Messenger RNA from Pseudovirgaria hyperparasitica, 594 nucleotides. RefSeq lists its product as uncharacterized. Gene Ontology annotation, biological process: chromosome segregation. Lineage: Eukaryota; Fungi; Ascomycota; Dothideomycetes; Acrospermales; Acrospermaceae. The record is from RefSeq and is a predicted model, not a curated record. Gene Ontology annotation, cellular component: Mis6-Sim4 complex; kinetochore. The transcript is spliced from 2 exons. Bases 1 to 594 code for a protein of 197 amino acids.
AUGGCACCUACUGAGAGCUCAAUACUCACAAACUUCCUGAUCCCCCCUGCUCCGCUCCACCAAGUCCUCAGUCUCGACGACUUUACCGCUCUGUUCCCGCGCAAAUACCACUCCAGUCCACAGAUAGAGCUAAUCUACCGCGAGUUCCAGCACCAGCGCGCUAUCGAUACAGACGACGUCAAGCGCAAUAUCGCGUCAGAGGUCAAGAGAGGGGAAAAGUACCAGCGCGAAGUGAUCCGGACGAGGCGCAAGCAAGAUGCACAGGCUGCGGAGGGUGUAGAUAUGGCAGACAUCCGGAUGGAAGCACAGCUGUUUGGCCAAUCUCAGCACCGCCCAUCGAACAAAGCCCACACCCCAGUCACCCUCCAGGCUGCCCUGGAUUCGGCUUGCAACGACGUAGAAGCCGAGAUCACAGCCCUGGAGGCAGAAGCGGCGAGCAAAUUACAAAAGAUCCAAGGCAUCAUCGGCGGCUUGAGCGAUCUGAGGUAUGGGAAGUUUGCUCAACCAGCCGGCAGCGACGCCGAUUUGAGUCAGGAUACGGAAGAAAACCUACAGAGACUUAAGAAGCUCUGCGCUGAAUCUUCCAAGGGCUGA